Messenger RNA from Scheffersomyces stipitis CBS 6054, 2163 nucleotides. It is a transcript of the gene FAA21, whose product is annotated as medium-chain fatty acid-CoA ligase. Lineage: Eukaryota; Fungi; Ascomycota; Pichiomycetes; Serinales; Debaryomycetaceae. Gene Ontology annotation, molecular function: long-chain fatty acid-CoA ligase activity. The transcript has a single exon. The record is from RefSeq and is a predicted model, not a curated record. The coding region runs from base 1 to 2163 and encodes 720 amino acids. Gene Ontology annotation, biological process: long-chain fatty acid metabolic process. Gene Ontology annotation, cellular component: membrane; endoplasmic reticulum.
AUGUCUUUGUUUCAGGAGGACCCCAAGAAUAUCCACAAUUUCAUUCGGGCUAGUCUCCCUUUGGAUCCCAAGAAGCUCUGCGAGUCCGUGCCUCUUCCCUACUCCGAAAAACCAGGCUACUCCGCAGUCUACAGAAACAAAUACUCCGUAGAUGGCUUGAUAACCAGACCUCACCCAUCAUUGGCAACCUUGUUCGACUUGCACGAAGUGGCCGCCCGUUCCCAGCCAGAUUCUCCAUGUUUUGGUGUCAGACACAAGCAAGCAGACGGUACAUAUGGUCCUUACCAAUGGAUCAACUACCAGGAAGUCUACGAUAGAAAGGUCCACUUCGGUUCUGGUGUCUUCUUCAUCUUACAGAACAACCCUUACAGAACCAACUCACCAGUCCACCAGAAGAUCCACUACGAUCCACAGGCCACUGAGUCUCCUUUCGUGUUGUCGAUUUUUUCGGCCAACAGAGCCGAGUGGGUUACUACAGAUAUGGCUUGUUCUGCUUACUCCUUGACAUCUACUGCUUUGUAUGACAGUUUGGGUGCCCAGACAUCUAAGUACAUUUUGUCCUCGACAGAAAGUCCUAUUGUUGUCAGUUCCAAAGAUAAGUUGAAGAGCUUGAUUAAGUUGAAGGCCGAAGAUCCAGAGACCUUGUCUAACUUGAUUACAUUGGUUUCGAUGGAUCCCCUUGAUCCAAAGACUGAUGAAGCUCUUGUAAAGUAUGCCAACGAUAAUAGAAUCACGUUGUUCGAUUUUGACCAGGUGCUCAAGUUGGGUGAAAUAAACAAGUUGCCCCAGAUUCCUCCUAAACCAGAGACUAUCUACACCAUUUCGUUUACCUCUGGUACUACGGGUGCCAACCCCAAGGGAGUUCUUUUGACCCAUGCGAAUGCUGUGUGUGCUGUCACUUUCUGUUACUCCAACAUUACCUUACCAGAAUCUCCUACCGUGUACUGUUUCCUUCCCUUGGCCCAUAUUUACGAGAGAAUGAGUAUCUCAUUUGCUUUAUCGAUGUGUGCAGCUAUCGGUUUCCCACAGUCGCCUUCCCCACUUACUUUGAUGGACGAUAUUAAGCAUUUGAGACCUCACUUCUUGAAUCUUGUUCCUAGAGUAUACACCAAGUUGGAGGCUGCGUUGAAAGCACAGACUUUCAACAGUGACAAGCCAAUUAUCAAGUCCCUUUUCUCUGCUGCCAUCAACAAAAAGAUGGAAUUGCAAGCUGUUGAGGAUGGAGCACAAGGAAAGCACAUUGUAUACGACCAAGUUGUACAACUUUUGCGUAAGAAGAUUGGUUUCGAUAGACUUAUUGCAGUGACAACUGGUUCGGCACCAAUUUCUCCAGAAACGCUUAAGUUCAUCAAGGCUAGUUUGAACACUGGUAUGUCGCAGGGUUACGGGUUAACCGAGUCGUUUGCUGGUGUUUGUACUUCGCUUAAGUACGAGGCCAAUCCUGGUUCCUGUGGUGCCAUCUCUAUCACUACUGAGAUGAGAUUGCGUGAAGUUCCAGAAAUGAACUACCACGCUCAUGACAAGGGUGGUCCAAGAGGUGAGUUGAUGCUUAGAGGUCCUCAGAUCUUCCGAGAAUACUUUAAGAAUCCCGAAGAAACCGCCAAAGCCAUAGACUCCGAAGGCUGGUUUGCUACUGGUGACAUUGCCAGAAUCGAUGCCACUAACGGUAACAGAAUCUACAUCAUCGACCGUGUGAAGAACUUUUUCAAGUUGGCCCAGGGAGAGUACAUAACCCCAGAAAAGAUCGAGAACACGUACUUGUCGCAGUUCCCUUUCAUCCAACAGUUAUACGUACACGGUGAUCCUUUGAAGACCCACUUGGUGGCUAUUGUUGGUUUGGACCCUGCCACCGUCGAUUCGUAUAUCAAAAGAAAAUUCAACGACAUCUUAAGCAAUCAGGAUGAUAUUGUUGAUUUCUUCAGAAAUCCAAAGCACAGGUUGGCUCUUUUGGAGGACAUGAACAGCUCAGUUGGAGGCUUGUUACAGGGUUACGAGAGGAUCCACAACAUCAAGGUCGACUUUAAUCCUUUGACAAUCGAAGACAACGUCAUCACUCCUACGUUGAAAAUCAAGAGACCCAUCGCUGUCAAGUUCUUCAAGGAAGAUUUCGAUGCCUUGUACGAAGAGGGUUCAUUGAUUAAGCCGGAUGCUCAUAAAUUGUAA